CGUUACAAAAACUAUAGUAUUACGUUGAAAAUCAAAGCUUGAUCUUGAUUCACGAAUGUUUACCCGCCUCUUGGCUUUUUCAAAAUUAGGAGCAGAGCAUUGAGCACGCAAGUGUCAACCGAUGGAAGGAGGAGGUAGCUCGGAGAUGGAGUUCGCCGACCUCGAAGUUGCGGCGGACUCUAUCGACGCCUCUGUGAUGUUUCAUCUCGUUAUGGAUAUCCUAGGGUUUGUCCUUUACAUGCACCAACAGAUCCCUUCGAUCUUACAAGAUGUCAAUCUUGAGUUUGAUGCACUGCAUACGGAGUAUAAAGAUCUGGAGGUAGUUCUUGCAGAGACAGAAAUGAAAGCAUCUCAACGUAGAGUUCAAAAUGGAAGAAAGAGAGAAGUAAAACAUGGCAUAAAAAGGCUCCAAAAGCUGAUGAACAAUAUUGGUAAUGCCCAAACUGCCCUCAAGCUGGUCUUCAGUGAGAUCCCACAUGUUGAGGCUGUCAUUUUGGUUCUUGGAGGUAGUCCUGCUCGACCUCAACAUGUAUAUGAGCUCUGCUUUUCACAUGGACAGGAUACCCUCUCUGAUGCUUGUGAUUUUACCAAAACUAAAGCAGGAGAAGGGAUUUCAAGAAAGGCCAUCAGGACACUUGUAUCCAAAGGUGCUGGAUCUGCUUCUUAUGGAGGCCCUUCCAAGUUGUUCUUGUUGGUCAAAGCUCAUUCUUCUUUCAAUAUGCCUCUGCAUUUUCUACCCAAACGUGACUUUAGAUACAAUAAAAAGAUAGUGCCUAUGAGAUUAAGAAUCAGGUGUAGAAACCAAGAUCACCAAAUUCCUGCUCUAAACUCUGACCCUCAACCUGCAGACUCCAAUAAUAUGAUGCCUUCUUCUUCUUCAAAUGAUUACAUCUGGUUUCAAUGUCGGCAUGUUAUCAAGGGUUUGGUUUGCAAGACAUCACCAGAAGAAUGAACAAUAUGCCAUGACAGAGGUUGAUGUUGCCCACAUUCUGACAAAACCAAACCUACUUUAAGAAACAUGACAUGGAACUGACAGAAGUAAUCAAUUCAUUCAACUUCAAAACCAUUGUUGUUGGGGUUGUUCUGAAGCUGAAGAACAACAGAGUGUAGACUUAUUUCAUGGUAAAAACAGUGCAUGGAUAUGCGUACAGUUUGAUGGCGUAAUUGGUUUGCAAUAUUCAUUUAUCUAUUUUCCUUAUAUUCCCUCUUUGAUGGAUGUGACGUUUGAUUGUUAGUCAAUUAAUUUUGUAAGUUGUAUUAAUCCAACAAAUACUAGGAAAGUUAUAGUUGUGUUUGUGGAUCAGAAUUAUGUUGUUUGUUUAUUAAACAUGGAUAUGUCUUUUAAAAAGGGCAAAUAGCAGGAAAUCACAAUGCACUUUAAUCUUUUUACCUAUACAAACGAUAUACUUUACUUUUUACCAUAAUAGCAAUAUGUGAAUUAGUUCUUUACUAUAAUAGAAAUGUAAUUAUAUUUCCCUG
This is a messenger RNA of Lactuca saligna, 1479 nucleotides long. NCBI's taxonomy places the organism in Eukaryota, Viridiplantae, Streptophyta, Magnoliopsida, Asterales, Asteraceae. The record is from the annotation of a GenBank genome assembly.